AUGCGCCUGAUCAAGAACAAGAUUGAGCACAAUGGCUCGGGGACAGUCACUCUAUGUCCCGAGGAGCCUGAGGAUAUGUGGCACGCAUACAACCUGAUCCGUCCAGGCGAUCUCCUCCGCGCCAGCGCAAUCCGACGCGUAACAACAGUCCAAGAUACAGGCUCCACAUCCUCCGCCCGAGUCCAUCUGACUCUGUUGAUUAAAGUGAAGAGUCUCGACUUCGACCCGCAAAGCUCGCAGCUGCACGUAUCCGGUCAGAUUAUGAACGAGACGGCGCACACCAAAAUUGGACAAUUCCAUACGCUCGAUCUGGAGUUGAACCGGAACUUUACUCUAGAGAAGGAGGUGGGCGCUGAUGGGGAGGGUGUUGGAUGGGAUAGUGUCGCGGUGGAACAGUUGAAGGAUGCAGUGGAUGAGGGUGGCAACCGGCGUGCGGAGGCUGUGGCUGUUGUGAUGCAAGAGGGACUGGCACAUAUCUGCUUUAUCGGCCAGUUCCAGACGAUAUUGAAGCAAAAGGUAGAGAUGUCGGUGCCGAGGAAGAGGCAAGGUGGCGGAGAUCAUGAUAAGGGUAUGGGCAAGUUCUUCCGUGUGACGCUGGAGACACUUCUGCGUCAAAUGGACUUCAACACCAGCCUUACGUCCGGAGCCAAUAACGAAGCUGUGCGCCCUGUUCUACUCGCCUCCCCGGGUUUCGUUGCAGCGGGUUUCCACAAGUUCAUUCAGUCCGAAGCAUCUACGACAACACCUGGUCUAAAGCGAUUACUCCCCAGCAUCAUGGUCGUGCACUCAGCCUCCGGCUAUCUCAACUCAUUAUCAGAGGUCCUCCAAUCGCCUGCCGUCAAAACUCUCCUAGCCGAUACCAAGUACGCCCGGGAGACGAAACUGAUGGACGACUUCCUGGACCAGCUACGCAAAGAGACGAAUAAGGCUACAUACGGUCCUCGCGAGGUAGAAUCGGCAGUCGACCAAGGAGCCGUCGGCCGCGGUGGUGGUGUAUUGAUCAUGUCGAACAGACUGUUCCGGUCGCAAGACGUCGCCGAGCGUAAGCGGUGGGUUUCUUUGGUAGACCGCGUUCGGGACGUCGAAGGCGGCGAGGUACGAGUUCUCAGCUCGGACCAUGAAAGUGGAAAGCGUCUGGAGGGGCUUGGAGGCAUCGCGGCGCUUCUGACAUUCCCCGUUGUUGAGGAAGACCUGGAUUCGGAAGAUGACGCCGCCGAUACUCAUUGA
Penicillium cataractarum is the source of this 1227-nucleotide messenger RNA. RefSeq names its product putative translation factor pelota. The coding region runs from base 1 to 1227 and encodes 408 amino acids. Gene Ontology annotation, cellular component: cytoplasm. Lineage: Eukaryota; Fungi; Ascomycota; Eurotiomycetes; Eurotiales; Aspergillaceae. The record is from RefSeq and is a predicted model, not a curated record. The transcript has 3 exons. Gene Ontology annotation, biological process: ribosome disassembly; nuclear-transcribed mRNA catabolic process, non-stop decay; nuclear-transcribed mRNA catabolic process, no-go decay.